Messenger RNA from Callorhinchus milii (elephant shark), 5663 nucleotides. It is a transcript of the gene polr1a, whose product is annotated as RNA polymerase I subunit A. The coding region runs from base 40 to 5190 and encodes 1716 amino acids. Gene Ontology annotation, molecular function: DNA binding; DNA-directed RNA polymerase activity. Lineage: Eukaryota; Metazoa; Chordata; Chondrichthyes; Chimaeriformes; Callorhinchidae. The record is from RefSeq and is a predicted model, not a curated record. Gene Ontology annotation, cellular component: RNA polymerase I complex. The transcript is spliced from 34 exons. Gene Ontology annotation, biological process: DNA-templated transcription.
GGCCCUCCACACUCUCUGGUUCAUGACCGUUACGCAAAAAUGUUAAUCGGCAGCGAGACCCCGUGGCGGCGGUUGGAUGGCGUCUCUUUCAACAUUUAUUCGGCGGAAGAAAUCAGGAAGCUGAGUGUAAAGGUGAUCUCUAAUCCCAAGUAUCUGGAUACCAUGGGUAACCCAUCAUUGAAUGGCCUGUAUGACCUUGCGUUAGGACCUGGCGAUUCCAAGGAAGUGUGUGGCACCUGUGCACAGGAUUACAAUAAUUGCCCUGGACACCUAGGUCAUAUAGAACUCCCGCUAACCGUCUAUAAUCCAGUAUUUUUUGAUAAAUUGUAUCUGAUGAUACGAGGUUCCUGUUUCAACUGCCACAUGCUAACCUGCUCCCGUGCCAUAUUAUACCUGUUGCUGAGUCAGCUACAAGUGUUGGAAGUUGGAGCUAUUGAUGUUGUCUAUAACCUGGAAGAAGUGCUGAAUGGGGUCCUGGAGAAAAAUUCAAACUCUUCGGCAGAUGAAAUCCGAGAAGUGUUGAAUGAACAUACUCAAGCUACACUCAACAGUCGAGGAGGAUGCAAAACUGCACAAGUGAAAAGCUUGAGUGACCUCAGGAGUAAGUUAGUAGGAAACUUUUGGAAAAGCCACAUGCAGUCAAAAAGGUGUCCAUACUGCAAAAUGGGAAAGGCUGUUGUGAGGAAGGAGCAUAACAGCAAGAUAAUAGUGACGUAUCCUUCGACCAUACGGUUAACCAAGCCAAAGAAGACCUUGGAGAAAAAGGCUGUGGAGCAAGACACUACGCAAACGAUUGCAGGUCUUGAUGAGAACCCGUGGGGAAAGCGAGGAUUUCUUACCCCCAGCACGGCUAAGGAGCACAUGCUGGAGCUGUGGAACAAUGAUGGCUUCUUCCUGAAAUAUCUCUUUCCUGGCUUGGAAUUAACCGCCAAUGCGAAGACUGGCUGGAACCUCGACAUGUUUUUCCUGGAUCUCGUUGUGGUACCACCAUCCCGAUUUCGUCCAAUCAAUCGUGUUGGAGACAAAAUGUUGACCAACGGACAGACUGUCAACCUUCAGGCUGUCAUGAAAGAUGCCCAAGUCAUCCAGAAACUCCUGGCAUUGAUCGCAUUCGAGCAGGGGAGGCCUGCAAAUGGGGUUGAAGAGACGGCGGAAGACCUGCAUGACAACACAGACCGAGCCUUCCUGACACUUAUUCCCGGGACUACACUGACUGACAAACUCUACAACUCCUGGAUCUACAUGCAGAGUCACGUCAAUAUAGUCUUUGACAGCGAUAUGGACAAACUGAUAACUGAUAAGUACCCUGGUAUUCGGCAGAUUCUAGAGAAGAAGGACGGCCUCUUCCGGAAGCACAUGAUGGGAAAGCGUGUGGACUACGCAGCCCGCUCGGUUAUCUGCCCCGACAUGUACAUCAACACCAAUGAGAUUGGUAUUCCAAUGGUGUUUGCCACAAAGCUGACUUACCCUCAGCCGGUGACGCCGUGGAACGUGCAGGAGCUGAGGCAGGCGGUAGUGAACGGCCCAAACAUUCACCCUGGGGCCACCAUGAUCAUCAAUGAGGACGGCUCGCGCACAGUGCUGAGCGCAGCCAACCCCACCCAGAGGGAGGCCAUCGCCAAGCAGCUGCUGACGCCCAGCACAGGGGUGCAGAGGACAGAGAUGAAAACUGUCUGCCGACACAUCAAGAAUGGAGACGUUCUGUUGCUGAACCGGCAGCCGACCCUGCACAGGCCUUCUAUCCAGGCUCACAGGGCACGCAUCCUGCCGGGGGAGAAGGUCCUGCGGCUUCACUAUGCCAACUGCAAGGCCUACAACGCUGACUUUGAUGGGGACGAGAUGAACGCCCAUUUUCCCCAGAACGAGCUGGGCCGGGCUGAAGCGUACAUCAUCGCCAGCACCGACCAACAGUACCUAGUCCCCAAAGAUGGCAAACCUCUGGCCGGGUUAAUCCAGGACCACAUGGUGUCGGGCACCGGCAUGACUGUGCGAAGCUGCUUCUUUAACCGGGAGCAGUACAUGGCUCUGGUGUACCGGGGCCUGACUGACGGCAAGGGACGCAUCAAGAUUCUCUGUCCGGCAGUGAUCAAGCCGUACCCACUCUGGACCGGAAAGCAGGUUGUUUCCACAUUACUGAUCAACAUCAUUCCGGAGAAUCAGACCCCACUGAAUCUGAACGGGAAAGCUAAAAUUGCUGGGAAAGCCUGGAGAAAAGCACCUCCGCGGGAAGUGCCAGGAUUCGACCCGGAGCAGAUGUCGGAGUCUCUGGUUAUUAUUCGGGAGGGGGAGCUGCUGUGUGGUGUUCUGGACAAAGCACACUAUGGGAGCUCAGCUUACGGCCUGGUGCACUGCUGUCAGGAGUUGUAUGGUGGUGAGACCAGUGGCAAGCUAUUGACCUGUCUUGCUCGCCUCUUCACUGCUUACCUUCAGCUCUACAAGGGAUUCACGUUGGGUGUGGAAGACAUCCUGGUGAAGCCCCGAGCGAAUGCCAAGCGGCGGAAGAUCAUCGCGAGGUCCACGUUAUGUGGAGCCAGGGCUGUCCGCAAUGCGUUUAACCUGCCAGAGUCUGCCACCUGUGACGAAGCCCGGGACAAGUGGCAGGAUGCCCACCUCAGCAAGGACCCCCGCGACGUCAGCAUGGUGGACCUCAAGUUCAAGGAGGAAGUGAAUCAGUACAAUAACCAGAUCAACAAGGUGUGUAUGCCCCUGGGGCUUCAUAGGCAGUUUCCUGAAAACAACCUCCAGCUGAUGGUGCAGUCUGGUGCGAAGGGCUCCGCCGUCAAUACCAUGCAGAUUUCCUGCCUUCUCGGUCAGAUUGAGCUGGAGGGUCGACGGCCUCCGCUGAUGCCCUCCGGAAAAUCCUUGCCUUGUUUCCAGCCCUUUGACUUCACACCAAAAUCCGGGGGCUUUGUGACUGGCCGAUUCCUCACGGGCAUUAGCCCCCCGGAGUUUUUCUUUCACUGCAUGGCUGGCAGGGAAGGGCUUGUUGAUACUGCCGUCAAGACCAGUCGCUCCGGCUACCUCCAAAGAUGUAUCAUAAAACACUUGGAGGGUCUGGUGGUGCAAUAUGACCUGACGGUGAGAGACAGUGAUGGCAGUGUUGUUCAGUUCCUGUACGGUGAAGAUGGCCUCGACAUCCCAAAGACACAGUUCCUGCAGCCCGGCCAGUUUCACUUUCUAGCUAAUAAUUAUGAGAUUAUUAAGAAAUCCAAGAACUUGGAGGAGGUCUUAAGUAAAAUCGAUUCUGUGGCUGCGACCAGUCACGUGAAGGCAAUGAGGAAGUGGAAAGCCAAGAACCCCAGCCCCUCUCCUCGCUUCGGGGCAUUCUUGUUGUACUCACAAAAGAAGUCCCGCAAGAUCAAGGAAAUGAACCUUGAAGGGGUGAUGUUAAAUUCUAGGGACCUUCCAACCCAGCAAUUACUGGACAUGUGGUCUUCACUGGAGGAAAAGAGCAAGAAAAAGUAUUUGAAAAAGACUGCCCGGUGCCCUGACCCCUCCAUCUCCAUCUACCGCCCAGACAUUCACUUGAGCUCGGUUUCCGAAAACUUUGGUGACGUUGUGGAGAAAUACAUCACUGACCUGGAGGCCAACCCUAGCAGUGACUGUCUUAGCACCGAGCUAUCUCCGGACUGUUUGAAGACGCUGCUGAAUUUGAAAUGGCAGCGAUCGCUGUGUGACCCGGGCGAGGCUGUUGGGCUGCUCGCCGCCCAGAGCAUCGGGGAACCGUCAACUCAGAUGACUCUGAACACCUUCCAUUUCGCUGGGAGAGGUGACAUGAACGUCACACUGGGGAUCCCCAGGUUGCGUGAGAUUCUAAUGGUGGCAAGUGCUAACAUUAAAACUCCGAUGAUGAGCGUUCCUGUGCUGGACACAAAAAAAGCGCAGAAGAAAGUCAAAAAGCUGAAGAAGCAGUUGACCAGGGUGUGUUUGGCAGAGGUUCUGCACAAGAUUGAUGUGCAGGACACUUUCCAGAUUGAAGGGACCCUGAUGUACAACGUUUAUCAAAUAACAUUUCAUUUCCUGCGCCAUGAACUGUACCAAGAAGAGAAGUGCCUGAAGCCAGCCGAUCUGCUGCACUAUUUGGAGACCAGGUUCUUCCGAAUGCUCCUCGAAGCCAUAAAGAAGAAGAGCGCCAAACUGGGUUCCUUCAAAGUGGUAAACACCAGGAAAGCAACCGCCCGCGACUUGGAUCACAACGAGGACAGCCAUGGGAACCAGUCACAGGAUGACCAUAUGGCUGAGGGUGAAGAAGAGGCCCAGAUUGUCGAUGCUGAAGCUGACGAGGGAGACACAGAUGCCACAGAAGCCAAAAGACGGCAAAAACAGGAGGAGGAGGUUGAUUAUGACAGUGAGGAGGAAGAGGAUGCCGGAGGCGAUGGAGAAGAACAAGAAGAGAUGGAAGACGAAGAUAAUCCGUCUGGUAACCAAAGUGAAGAUAUCGAUCAGGACUCUACAGGAUAUUCUUCCCUUCUUACUGAGGGUGAAAAAAGGAAGAAGAAAGAGAAAAGCCAAUCAAUGGACCUGUUGAGAGUGAACCGUGUGGUAAAUUCACAUUCCGCACUUGAAGACUACAGUUACGACACGACUGAGGGCCUUUGGUGUGAGGUUCGACUGAAGCUUCCUAUAAUGAAGGUGCACUUUGACCUCUCCUCUCUGAUCAUGACCUUAGCCCAGAAUGCAGUCGUUUAUGAAACUAAAGGAAUCACCCGCUGCCUCUUGAACAAUACGAGCAACAAGAAGGGAGAAAAGGAGCUCAUUUUGAACACUGAGGGAAUAAACCUCUUCGAGAUGUUCAAGUAUGACGAUAUCUUAGACGUGCGCAGUUUGUACUCCAAUGACAUCCACGCCAUGGCCAAUACAUAUGGCAUUGAAGCUGCCCUGAGGGUAAUAGAGAAAGAAAUCAAAGACGUCUUCGCUGUUUAUGGUAUUGAGGUUGACCCUCGGCACCUCUCGCUGGUGGCGGAUUACAUGUGCCUUAGUGGUGUGUACAGGCCUUUCAAUCGCAUUGGGAUAGAGUCCAACGCCUCGCCACUCCAGCAGAUGACAUUCGAAACCAGUUUCAAGUUCCUGAAGCACGCCAGCAUGCUGGGGAUCCAGGAUGAGUUGAAGUCUCCGUCGGCUUGCUUGGUGGCAGGGAAGGUGGUCCGCGGGGGGACUGGGCUGUUUGAACUCAAGCAACCCCUGAAGUAAUCAGCCCUUUUUCCUUGGGAGCAUCUCAAGUUUGACGCCAAUUUAAGAGCAAGGGACGUCAAUGUGGUGCUUGUGUUUUAUAACCUAUAAACUAAGUACCGAAGAGGAAGGAAGGUGGAGAAAAAUAAGGAGAGAGACAAACUCUCCUUACACUGGAGGGAAUUUCACUGGAUGAUGAUGAUGGUUUAUUUUUGGCAAACAUUCGCCUAACAGAGACUUUUUCUGAGUUACUUUGUGAUCUGCUGGAGACUGAGACUGUUCACUGGCACCAUUAGCCCCUCCCCCUCUCCAUCCUGAUUUGCAACACUGCUACCAAGCCAAAGACAGUGUCCGUGGGAUGCAGUAAACUUGCAGCUGCCUGGAAUCCUAUUUAAGUUUCCACUGAACGUCUCUGAACGUUAUGAUGAGUGUUUUAAUGUGUGUAUUUUUUCCAAAAGCAUAGUGGCCUUGGAAUAAAGUGACACUGUUGUAAA